Microplitis mediator is the source of this 7438-nucleotide messenger RNA. RefSeq lists its product as uncharacterized. The transcript is spliced from 8 exons. Gene Ontology annotation, molecular function: microtubule binding; ATP binding; microtubule motor activity. Gene Ontology annotation, biological process: microtubule-based movement. The record is from RefSeq and is a predicted model, not a curated record. Lineage: Eukaryota; Metazoa; Arthropoda; Insecta; Hymenoptera; Braconidae. Bases 929 to 3163 code for a protein of 744 amino acids.
AAUUUAUUUAUUUAUUUAUUUUUUUUUUUAUGUUUAUAGUUAAUUUUUUUUUUAUUCAUUAUUCUUAGUAUUAUUUAUUUAUAUAUUAGAAAAAUAUAUAACGAUUAGAAGAAAGCAAAAAAAAGGAGCAAAAAGAGAAUAAGUGACAGCUAUUGGACAUCACGUCUAAAAAUAGCAUCUGACAUAAUUGUUUGUCACUGUCCAAGACUGGGGGCGGGGAUUUGUAGCGAAUGAAAGUGAAGUCGCCAAAGCGAAGAUCAUGCGCAGUCUACGAUAGUUUCGCGGGCUUUUGGUGUCACGUGUCGAGAAAGGUCGUUGGCCUCUUCUCAAAACACUACCACCAGACUAGGACAAUCAGCUGUUCUUUUGGCGCGUGUUUUUUCCAUUUUUAUAAGUACUUAACCGUUCUUUGCAGAACUCCUACAAUAUUCUUUUAUAAAUAUCUAAGAGAACCUAUUUCAGCUGCUACACCACUUGAAGAAUAAACAAUGAAUUUUUAAUUUAUUGAUAUGUAAUAUAAUAUUUUUCGAUUACUCGGAUGUAGUCAAGUAUUUCGGAGAAUCGAAGCUAAAUUUCGUAGCUUUGACGCUAUACAUUUUUAUUUGGCGAAAAAGUGAAAAUUGCAACAUGUUGAGCGUCACUAGACAGCCACAGCAUCUAGCAGACACCCAAUUUGCGCAUGCCUAUGAGUUCCCCAUCACCUAAGUCUUGUCACCCAAGACUCCUAAACUCGGAGCUCAUCAGUUUUGAUCUGAACGAGAAAGACGUCAGGUCAAAAAUUAUUUUAAUAAUUAUUUAUUAAUUAUUUAUCAAUUAUUUAGUUCUUUUUUUUAUUAUAAUUUUUUUUUUAUUUAAUUUUUAAAUUGUUAAAAAUAAAAAGUGGUGCGGAAAAAAAGUAAGCUGCAGGUGUUUACAGUGUAGUAGCAAGAUGAACGUCAUAGUUCAAGGAUGGCAGAGCGUUUCUGCCGCUACUGAACAGUCCGAACUGGCGAUAACCGGAAAUAAGUUAGCCUAUUCUAAUUUGGAAAUUACGGUUAACGCUUUCGUCGAAGACUACAAUUCCACUGUAAACUUCAUACGGUCAACCAUCGAAGCUACCAAUACCAAGCUUCGGACCGAAGUAACGCCAGUCAUUUUUGCUUUCGGCCGAACUGGAUCCGGGAAGUCUUCAACCUUGAUCGGUGACCCGGCACGGAAAAUUCCAGGCCUGGCUUCAUCUUUGUUUCCCGAUGCAGCUCCAGACGAUCUUCGUUUCCGAGUACAAGAAUGGUCAUCGAAGACAACGAAGCGAAACCAUUUCCGGGACAUCGUGCGUACCCAGGACCCUGCUGUUACGGAACGUUCCUUUAUCCCUUGGAACGAGUUGACGUGGGAGGAAUUCAGCGAAUUUUGGCCGACGUUAGAAAGACGUACUGUAAAGGAUAACGGAGUCCAUCAAAAGUCAUCCCGUGGAGUUUUAAUUAUCGAAAUUGAGCGAAAAUCCACGGAAAAAAAGGUUUUCCUCAUCGACAUUCCUGGGUUACAAAGGAAAGAACGUGAUCAGGGAGGUGAUCAUCAGCCAUCUCCCGUCACCAAGUGGAUUUCAUCGAUGACGACGUCCUUCAUGAUGUAUUUGAGAAAGGACUCGUCGGCUGAUCCAGUCUGGCUGGAAAUCGAUGCGGUUUUUCCGGAUAAGACAGUCGCAUUUCUGUUGGCGUGUAUUAAGCGUCCAUAUAUAAGAAAAAAUGUCUAUUCGACGAUUAACUUUUUGCACGGGUUCAAAGACUUGCGGCCGGGCGAUUGGCGACCUGGCGGUUCAAGACAAUCAAUUUCUCCGGCACCGCACAGAAGACAGCGGCCAGAUCAAGUAUCUCCAUCGAGGAACUUACUGCAAGUUCCAGCAAUUACAGUCGAUGCCGCCGCUCCAGCAAUGUCCCGUGAUAUAUUUGAAGAGCUCAUUGAACAGAUGAGGGACUUGAGCAUCAAUAAAUUUAACCAACUCGGUGCUGAUGUCGAAAAUAACCAUGCUGCAAUCACCGAAAUCCAUGCUGCAGUCACUGAAAACCUUGCUGCAAUCACCGAAAACAAUGCUGCAAUCACCGAAAACAAUGCUGCAAUCACCGAAAACAAUGCUGCAAUCACCGAAAACAAUGCUGCAAUUAACGAACUGAGAGAAUUACACGAUGCUGAUUUAGACAUUCUCAAAGUUCAAUACCAGGAUUCGAUCAACGAACUGAGAGAUUUACAUGUUGCUGAUAUCAACAACCUCAAAGUUACUUACGAGGCUAAGAUCGACGAACUUACAGUUCGAUACGAUGCUCAGAUUAACAAUCUCCUUGCUGCGUUCAACCAACUUCAAACCCGACACGAUGCAGAAAUACGAGAUUUAAGAGCCCAAUUGGAGAAUCAGCAAAGGGAGCACCGCCAAUCUAUCGUGACACCACCUAGAGCAUCACCUCCACCUCAAGAUGUACAAGCGGAUGCAGCUCCAGUCGAACAACAACAGCCUGAAGAAGAAAAUCGGCAGUCAGAAUCAGCUCGUGAAUCGAGUAGUACAAAUCAGUCUAAUUCACCACGAGAUUCGUCACAAGAUGAUUUUCCGGAUGUGACGUUUACUUCUUCAGCCUCACCUGGCAGUGAGAUUUCUGGUGCUGAUGAGUCGGCUAUCGCAUCUCCAGCUCCACCAGUACCUAGUUGCUCGUCAGAAUCUCCAGAAAAUGCUCAGCGUUCUAGGUACGCCCUGAGGUCACGAUCUAACGUUCGGGAUAGUAUCAUCCAUAACUUCCUCGGCGAUCACGUGAGUGGCCGUAGACCCGCUGUUUUACCGUCCAGUAGUUCAAGUGAUGACGAUGACAGCGAUGCAAGAAAAACAAGUUUGAUGCUGCGUACGUUAAAAUUAGAUGACCCCCAACGAGCAAGGAUCAACUACACAUCAACGCUAUCCUUUGCUGUCGACGACGCAAAUCUGUACGCGAACACCAAUUUCGCGGAUCACAUCGGUUGGCACGGAAGAUCAACAACGUAUUGGAAGUGCAAGACAUGCGAUAAACCUUUCAAGUCAUGGGCAGUUAUUCUCCAUGUCUGGGCAUGUCAUCUCGAUGGAUUACUCAAAUGCGAUGUAGAAGGAUGCGACUUCGUUUGCCGUAGCCACACUACAAUGAGACUCCACUCCACCACACAUUAACUGGUCAGUCCACUGAAGAACAAGCUGGCAUAAAUUCAACUGAGAGGUAUUCCCUCAAGCUCUGAGAUACCAAUGACCAGCCAAGUUCUUCCAUCCGUAUUGGGUCAACACAUUACGAAUCAUUCAAGCUCUGUGGAUUCAUUGACCAGGUGGUUUCUCAUUGUAGUGAUGAUGCAGUAUAGAGUGUUGCAUUCUCUACAUUGCAUUUUAAUGAUACAUCGAUAUGAGUCAACCAGACAUGGGGAGUAAUUACCCAUGUUUUGAAAGGAGUAUCGCAUUACUUGUACCUCCAAAGCGAUGUAGAUCUACCGACCCAAGUGAUGGACUCCGUGAAAUUGGUGUUCGUCUAGACGGUAAAGGAUCACGUUGGUGUUAUGCUUAUCCAAGGACGUUGGGGAUCUUUUAACAUCAAAUGACUCAGCAUCGCUCUUGUUUUACUUGCAUCGUUGUCAUAAUCAUCACUUGAACUUCCUGAAGAUAAAACAGCGGGUUUACUGCUACCCGCUUGAUCGACUGUGAGAUACUUCUUGAUGAUACUAUCCUGUAGGUUGAUUCAUGACCUCAGGCCGUACUUAGGAAGCUGAGUAUUAUCCGGAGAUUACGACGAGUCGCUAGACACUAGUGAAGCUGGAGCUGCACUAGACGACUCAUCAGUAUCAGAAAUCUCACUUUCAGGUGACGCUGAAGAAAUAAACAUCCGGAAAAUCAUCUUGUGAUAAAGCUCGUGGUGAAUUAGACUGAUUUGUACUAGUCGAUUCUCGAGCUGAUUCCGAUUGCCGAUUUUCUUCUUCAGACUGUUGUUCGACUGAAGCAGCAUCGGCUAGUAAACCUUGAGGUGAAGGUGAUACUCCAAGUGGCGUAACAACAGGUUGGCAAUGCGCCAUUCGCUGAUUCUCUAUAUGGGCUCUUAAAUCUUGUAUUCCUGCAUCGUGUCGGGUUUGGAAAAGGUUGAACACAGCAAGGAGUUUGUUAUCCUGAGCAUCGUAUCGAUCUGUAAGAUCGUUGAUCUUAGCCUCGUAAUUAACUUUGAGGUUGUUGAUACCAGCAUCAUGUAAAUCUCUCAGUUCGUUGAUCUGAGCCUGGUGUGGAACUUUGAGAUUGUCGAAAUCAGCAUCAUGUAAAUCUCUCAGUUCGUUGAUUGCAGCAUGGUUUUCGUUGAUUGCAGCAUGGUUUUUGUCGACAUCAGCACUGAGUCGGUCAAAUUUAUUAAUGCUCAAGUCCCUCAUCUAUUCAAUGAGCUCUUCAAAUGUGUCACGGGACAUUGCUGGAACUUGCAGUAAGUUCCUCGAUGGAGAUGCUUAAUUUGGCCGCUGUCUUCUAUGCGGUACCGGAGAAAUUGAUUGCCUUGAACCGCCAGAUCGCCAAUCGUCCGGCCGCAAGUUUUUUAACCCGUGCAGUAAGUUAAUCGUCGGAUAGACAUUAUUUUUUAUGUAAGGACGCUUGAUACACGCCAACAGAAAUGCGACUGUCUUAUCCGGAAAAACUGCAUCGAUUUCCAGCCAGACUGGAUCAGCCGACGAGUCCUUUCUCAAAUACAUCAUGAAGGACGUCGUCAUCGACGAAAUCCACUUGGUGACGGUAGAUGGCUGAUGAUCACCUCCCUGAUCACGUUCUGUCCUCUGUAACCCAGGAAUGUCGAUUAGGAAAACCUUUUUUUCCGUGGAUUUUCGCUCCUACUGAAUAUAUUCAUGAUGAAUUGACGUGGACUCCAUUAUCCUCUACAAAACGUCUUUCUAUGGUCGGCCGGAAUUUGCUAAAUUCCUCCCACGCCAACUCGUUCCAAGGGGAUAAGGAACUUUCCAGUGCAGUAGGGUCCUGGUUGCGCACGAUAUCCCGGAACUGGUUUUGUUUAGAGCCAUGAGAUGACCAUUCUUGUGCGACUUACCGGAAACGAAGAUCGUCUGGAGCUGCAUCGGAAAACAAAGAGGAAGCCAGGCCUGGAAUUUUUCGUGGCGGGUCACCGAUCAAGGUUGAAGACUUGCCGGAUCCAGUUCAGCCGAAUGCAAAAAUGACUGGCGUUACUUCGGUCCGAAGCUUGGUAUUGGAAGCUUCAAUGGUUGACCGUAUGAAGUUUACGGAGGAUUCAUAGUCUUCGACAAAAGCGAUAACCGUAAUUUCCAGAUUAGAAUACGCUAACUUAUUUCCGGUUAUCGUCAGAUCGGACUGUUGAGUAGCGGCAGAAACGCUCUGCCAUCCUUAAACUAUGACGUUCAUCUUGCUACUAUAAAUAUACAGCAGAGCAAAUCAUAUAUCUAUAAACAUUUAAUUAUGAGUGUAAAUAUAAAAACAUAUGUAUACAUGUAUACAUUUGUAUAUAUAUGCACAUUCAGCGACGAACUUCUAGGAUUAGAUUAAAAUAAUCACUGCUUAAUUCGCCAUAUACCAAAGGGUGAAAUUUUGUGAACCAUAACUCAUUAUCUGAAGAUAAGAAGAACUGAAGAUAAGAAGAGGAGUGAUUUAAAAAUAAAUUUGAGGGGUGAGCGACGUUUCAUCCAAGUAUAUGACAGUUGAAGCUCUUCAGGUGUGUCUAUCCUAUAACUCAACUAAGACGUCUUGUUGGGAAGUACAUGUUGGCAUUGUUAUAAAUUGAGUCAAGCAUAUGGACGACUCACUGCGAGAGGCGCGAGCUGUACAGUGCAAUUUCGCAAAAUCAACUAAGAAAACAGAAACUUGUGGAUUGAAGCUGAUACUCAGGUGACCAGUAACUGCCGACGAAUUUCUCCUGUUGCCAGAAAUUGUUUUGUCGCAAGACUACAAACCCAGUAGUGCAAUUAACAAGAAAAAAAACUGCUCUGGAAUUACUGGUGGGGAUUCAGCCUCUGGUAUUUUGUCAGCCGUCAAAUCCUCUAUUGCCGUUGGAAAUUCUUCUGUAUGAGGCACCAUCGGGUUCGAAUCUAUGGCAUCAAGUCACAGUGGAUAUUUCAUUUAAACAAAAAGUCAUUGAUUGACAAGUAUAUUAAUUAAUUGUUUUAUUUUUUGAAUUAAUUAUUAUUAUAAGUUUAGUUUAAAUUUGUUUUUUUAUAUAUGAUCAUAUAUUUAUACUAUAUAAUUUUUGAUUAUGAAAUAAUUAUAUCCGCGAUGGUCACAAGGAGCCUAGACUUCAUGGCCAAAAACAAAUAAUUAAAUUAAGAGAAAAAAAAAAUAAAAUUAAUAGCUUUCAGUUAACGCUCUAGUAAGGUCGAAUAAAAAAUUACCAGACCUUAAAUUGUUAAAAGUUGAGCUUGAUCGGUCGGUAGGGACAUUUUUUAAAAAUGUUUUUUUUAGAUAAGUUGUAAUGUAGUCGAUGGAUUGAUUGCAAAAUCUAAAGUUUUUGAUCACAAAACUUUUUAACGAUCAGAACGUUUAUAGAUUAAAAUAUAAAUUUUUUUAAUUUUCACUUAGGGGAGAUCUUUUGUCUCAAUCUUAAUUUUUUUUGUCGCCAUGUGUGUAAAAUAUUUGAGGCGCCCAACCUCGUGAAAGUGAUAUAUUUCAAAUAUUAUGUACUUAACGAUUCUUUGAUGCGUAAAUACAUAUUUAAAUAAUUAUUUAAAGUACAACUCAAAGUUUCAUUAGAAUUUAAUUAAAAAUAUUGUAAACUAUAAUUUAAUUUUUAUAAAACUGAAGUUAAACGACGUCUACUAAUAUUUUAAUGUUUCAAAAAACGAUACAUUUCACCUGGAAUUUUUUUAAUUUUCUACACGUACAUAUUUUUUUUUUUUUAAAUUGUUUGUUGAAAAAAAAAUUCAAAAAUUAUUAAUUGUCUGUUAACUUCAGGAUCAUAACUUUCUUCUGUAAAAAUUUAAUUUAUUUAUUUACAAAAAAAAAAUUAUUUAUUGUCUGCUUUCAUUAUCAUUAGAAUUUUUACCAGUUCGAGUUUUUUUGUUCAUUUACUAAAUGUAUGAUGAAAGCAGAAAUGAUUUGAUAUAUUAAAUUUAUCAGCGAUGCUAAAAGUAACAGACACCUGAAAAUUUUUUUUAAAAUCAUGAUACAAUUUUUUUUAAAUUGACGCAUUUUUAAAAUAUUUUCCUUAGUAUUUAUACUGUUUAUUAAAAGUAAAAAAAUUUUUAAAUGUCUUUUACUUUUAGCAUCAUAAUUUAUUAGUAUAAUAAAUAAAUUUGUCUCUUCUUAUAAUUAUUUAUCUAUAUAAAUAUUAAAUGACAAUAAUAUUCAACAACUCUUAUAUUGGUUGUAAAUUUAAAUGUUAUAUUUUGUACUUUUAUUAUAAAUACAAGCAAAAAUAACUUUUAUAUAAAUAUCAUGUAAAAACUAAUUUAAUUUUUAUGAAACUGAAGUUAA